AUGCCAGUCCCAUUCGAAGCUCUCAUACCUUUCGGUCUUUUAACAGUAUGUUUCGCUGCUACAGGAACUUUAUUCUCCAUCGCUAAACGAGCUACGAAUGACUGGAAGCCUCCAAGAUACAACAUUGAUACUUGGGACGAAAUGAUGAUGGAACGUGAUAGACGACUGACUGGAUCUUUCAGAGGACAAAGUACCGAACCAAUAGCGCCUAAAGAGUUCGCGACCAAUUCCGUCUGGCAGACUGAACGUGUCAAUUAG
Molecule: messenger RNA, 258 nt
Organism: Tremella mesenterica DSM 1558
Lineage: Eukaryota; Fungi; Basidiomycota; Tremellomycetes; Tremellales; Tremellaceae
Exons: 5
Coding region: 1-258 (85 amino acids)
Source: RefSeq, a predicted model, not a curated record